Messenger RNA from Cololabis saira (Pacific saury), 857 nucleotides. RefSeq names its product asialoglycoprotein receptor 1a (gene asgr1a). The transcript is spliced from 5 exons. Bases 1 to 528 code for a protein of 175 amino acids. NCBI's taxonomy places the organism in Eukaryota, Metazoa, Chordata, Actinopteri, Beloniformes, Belonidae. The record is from RefSeq and is a predicted model, not a curated record.
AUGUGUUCAUCAGUGUCGGAGGCCCUGAAACAGCUGGCGACCCUGGACACCAUCAGCAGGACGGUGGCCAAUCUGAAGUGUUCGUUAGAGAGAUUCAUCAACAACGGUUCUGUCUCUGACGGCUGCUGUCCUCUGGGCUGGGAGUUUUCCAGAUCCAGCUGUUAUUUCUUCAGCAAGACGUCGUCGUCCUGGCCCGACGCCCGAGAUUGGUGCAACGGACACGAGUCGCACCUGGUGAUCCUGGUGCACGACGACGACUGGGACUUUGUGACGGGCCGCUCCUCCGGAACCUUCUACUGGGUCGGACUGACGGAUGAGAAGACGGGCCAGUGGGAGUGGGUGAACCACACGCCGUAUACCAUGAACCGCAGGCGCUGGAAGCCCGGCCAGCCCGACGGAUGGACCAAUCACGGCCUGGGACCCGGAGACGAGGACUGUGCUCACCUGCACUACGACGGGCGGCUCAACGACCUGCACUGCAGCAGCAGGAUGAGAUUCAUCUGCCAGAGACACAGCCAGCACAGCUAGAUGCUUCGUGGGAUCAUCACUUUUAUGUUAAUUUCUUUAUUAAACCCUUUUCUUGGAUUAUUACGGUUCAAAGUGAAGAAUGGAGCAACGAUUCCUCCACGUUUGUCUGUGGAACAACUCAACGGUUGAUGGUUUGAUUCCCUGAUUCCCUCUGAACUCUUAACUGCUGGAACAACUCAACGGUUGAUGGUUUGAUUCCCUGAUUCCCUCUGAACUCUUAACUGCUGGAACAACUCAACGGUUGAUGGUUUGAUUCCCUGAUUCCUCUGAACUCUUAACUGCUGUACAAAACUAUUAAAAACUAUUAAACACAUCAGAGAUGCAGACGA